AGCGGGCAGUGGUGGCGCGGCGACCCGGAGGGAGCUCUGCUGAAGCGGCGGCGGGACGGAGGCUGGGCUGGGGAGCGGGUGGUGGCGCGGACCUCCGCGCCGACGCCGGGACUCUGCUCACCGCGACGCCGAUCUCUGCCUGGAAGAUUUAACCAAAGGCAAGGAGGACCAAUCUUGUCUCUGUGCUGCUCUUCACAAGACGUCUGUGACAGACUGUGGACCCAAGCUGCCCUGCUCGCCCCAGACAUCUUUCUGGGGUCUACUUGAGGUCAGCGGCGUGAAGAUGAGCAGCAUCCUCUUAGCAUGACGACCUUGGACCAUGUCAUCGCCACCCACCAGUCAGAGUGGGUCUCCUUCAGUGAAGAGCCACUGUUCCCCACCCCUUCAGAGGGAGCCGCUGAAGAACACUUCCCGGGACUCUCAUCUUCCUCAGACCCUUCUGAGAGCUCCUCUGGGGAGAACCCUGCCGUGGAUGGAGGCUGCCAGGACCUUUCCCACUCCGAGCAGGAUGACUCCUCCGAAAAGAUGGGCCUCAUCUCGGAGUCGACCACCCCUCCCGGCAGCCCAGUGCAGCCCACACCUGACCUGGCAUCGGCCAUCAGCAACUGGGUCCAGUUUGAAGAUGACACCCCCUGGAGCACCACCUCGCCACCUCACAAGGAAACCGCCCUCACAUUGACCAUGCCCUGCUGGACAUGCCCUUCCUUUGACUCUUUGAGAAGAUGCCCUUUGACCUCGGAGAGCAGUUGGACCACCCAUUCCGAGGACACCAGCAGUCCCAGUGUUGCUCCUUCGUACACGGACCUGCAGCUCAUCCAUGCGGAGGAGCAGGCAAGCAGCAGGGCGUCCAGGACCGACUCCACCGACAAUUCCUCCUCCCUCCAGGAAGAUGAAGAAGUAGAGAUGGAGGCCAUCAGUUGGCGGGCUGGCAGUCCAGCCAUGAAUGGGCACCCUGCUGUUCCACCAGGGACCUCUACCCGUUUCCCCAGCUGGGUCACUUUUGAUGACAAUGAAGUCAGCUGCCCUUUGCCGCCAGUCAGCUCUCCCGCGAAGCCAAAUCCGCCGCCGUCUGUUGCCACCGCAAUCCCAGAUGUACCUUCCAACUCAACUGGGUCAUUUAAGAGGGACCGUCCCAAGAGCACGCUGAUGAACUUCUCCAAGGGGCAGAAGCUGGAUAUUUCCUCCUUAAACCGUCCACCUUCUGUAGUCGAGGCACCCCCCUGGAGGGCCACCAAUCCUUUCCUGAAUGAGACUCUACAGGACGUACAGCCCUCCCCUAUCAACCCGUUUAGUGCUUUCUUUGAAGAGCAAGAACGGCGCUCCCAAAACAGUUCGAUUUCCAGUACCACGGGCAAAAGCCAAAGAGAUUCUCUCGUCGUCAUCUACCAGGAUGCCAUCAGUUUUGAUGAUUCAGGCAAAAGCCAGCCCCACCCUGAUGCCAUUGAAAGGCUCAAACAGCUCCACAUUGAUGAUCCCGAUCACGUUGGCAGUACGUCCCUGCCUGAUGAUGACCCCAUAGCCUGGGUUGAACUAGAUGCUCACUCACCUGCCUCCGCUCUGUCCCAGCCCAGAGAUGGAUGGCCAAUGAUGCUGAGAAUCCCCGAGAAGAAAAACAUCAUGUCCUCCAGGCACUGGGGACCAAUCUACAUCAAACUGACAGGCAGUGGUUACCUGCAGCUGUAUUAUGAGCAGGGGCUAGAAAAACCAUUCCGUGAAUUCAAGCUGGAGAUCUGCCACGAGGUUUCCGAACCCCGGCUCCAGAACUAUGAUGAGAACGGCAGGAUCCACAGCUUGAGGAUAGACCGUGUCACUUACAAGGAAAAGAAGAAAUACCAGCCCAAACCUGCUGUGGCCCACAUAGCGGAGAGGGAGCAGGUGAUUAAACUGGGCACCACCAAUUACGAUGACUUCCUGAGCUUCGUCCAUGCAGUUCAGGACUGUCUCAUGGAUUUACCCGUGCUGUCCAUGGACUUGAGCACAGUCGGCUUAAACUACCUCGAAGAGGAGAUUACGGUGGACGUGAGGGACGAAUUCUCGGGCGCCGUAAGCAAAGGAGACAACCAGAUCCUACAGCACCGUGUCUUGACGCGGAUCCACAUUCUGAGUUUCCUCUCCGGGCUGGCCGAGUGCCGCUUGGGCCUCAAUGACAUCCUCAUCAAAGGAAACGAAAUCGUUUCUCGGCAGGACAUCAUGCCCACCACCACCACCAAGUGGAUCAAGCUCCACGAGUGCCGUUUCCAUGGGUGUGCAGACGAGGACGUGUUUAACAGUUCCCGAGUUAUUCUCUUCAACCCUUUGGACGCGUGCCGGUUUGAGCUGAUGAGGUUUAGGACGGUAUUUGCCGAGAAGACCUUGCCCUUCACACUCAGGACGGCAGCCAGCAUCAACGGGGCAGAGGUGGAGGUGCAGAGCUGGCUGAGGAUGUCCCCCGGCUUCUCUUCGAACCGCGACCCUCUGACUCAGGUUCCCUGUGAGAACGUGAUGGUGCGCUACCCAGUGCCCAGUGAGUGGGUGAAAAACUUCCGCCGGGAAAGUGUUCUCGGGGAAAAGUCUUUGAAAGCCAAAGUGAACCGGGGGGCAAGUUUUGGCUCCGCUGGUGCCUCUGGCUCUGAGCCAGUCAUGAGAGUAACUCUGGGAACUGCCAAGUAUGAGCAUGCCUUCAACGCCAUUGUGUGGAGGAUAAACCGGCUGCCAGACAAGAACUCAGCUUCUGGUCAUCCACACUGCUUCUUUUGCCACCUUGAACUUGGCUCGGACCGGGAAGUGCCUUCCAGAUUUGCCAAUGAUGUAAACGUCGAGUUCAGCAUGCCCACCACUUCUGCCUCCAAAGCAGCUGUGAGAUCCAUCUCUGUGGAAGACAAGCCCGGUGUCAGGAAGUGGGUCAAUUACUCCGCACACUACAGCUACAAGGUGGAGAUUGAACAAAAAAAGAGUUUGAAGCCAGACUUUGAGGGAGAGGAGUUGGACAACCCAAAGGAAUGUGGGGUACAGUGACAGUGGCCUACUGUGUAAGGAACUGAGGAACGCUGACUCACGCUCGGGUGUCUUCCUGAAUAACUCAAGUUCAAGUCAACACCUGCUGUGGCCGCUCCUUGUUGGGGGCGGUCUACCACCGUUUCCUGUGUGCAGUUACCUGUGUGUGACCGGAAAUCCUGAGGGGGUUGCUUUCAAUAGACUCCCUGACGCCGAGCACGCCUGCAGCCCGUGGUGCACCCGGCUUUGGGAGUUUAUUGUAUAUUGAGCCUCCUCGUCUCUUUUCUGCUUCUAUCAUGGCACUGGUAUGUGGUUGGUGGCGACUAUUAGAGACCCGAAAAGAACGGCCAACAUCAAUGUUGGCACGGUUUGCUCCCAGUAUCCAUCUGUCACUUGGAAGUUUCUGGGAAAAGCAGCCUGGAAAGUCAAUCAAGGAUCUGUCUCUAGUGGUCACCUCUGUGAAAGAGUCGGAGGAGUUUCAAAACUAUUUCCUCUUUGGGCCUACUAGGCCUUUUCUAAAACUCUCCAUUCUUUGAAUGCUGGUUUCACUCCACAGAGGUUGUCCAGAGGUUUCUCUACUAGUUCUGGAUUGUUCAAGAUCAAAAUACUUUUUUUCAACUUCUAUUUUUCCAUCUGCUAUCCUAAGUCAUGAUAGACAGUGGGAAAGGCCAAUCCGAUUUUUUUUUCCAAAUUCAGAGACUGGAGCUUAAUUCUACUAGUGGACUGGCUUGGAUUCACAGUCUGUUGAAGAGAAAGGAAAGCUGAACUUGUUUUUCUUCCCUUGAAGGAAAAGGGACAUUAAAUGUAAGUUUCUAUUCAGUUCAGAGGCCAGCUUCAAUCAUAAUGAACUGCCAAAUUCUCACUGAUCACUUCUAAUUCCUGAAAUACAGGCACAACUAUAAGAGAGGUGUGUGAGAGAGAGAGAGACACUUGGGAGUUCCUUUUAUACCUCAUAGGCAAUGACUGUUACAUGUCCCUUUAACUCAAAAUUUACAGGAAAUUGAAGCUCAAGAAAUCUCUGUAGAAGCUUAAUGGGAAUGAGUUUUGCCCCAAAUUCAGAGAUUGGGAGUCACAGUGUUGUGACAAGUUCAAAAAGGCAGAAGGCUCCAGGGUAGGGCUGGGGAAAGCCAGUUUCCCAGUGUCAUGACCAUGAACUCCUAAUUCCAAGAAUCAGAACGACCUCCUUUUCCCUCACCUGUCCCCAGCCUACCCACCCACCACUCCCCCACUCCCUGCUUAUUGCACCUUGGUGUUUCCUCUCAUGAAGAAUAAAGGGAGGGGACAGAAUGCAUAUUUUAUCAGACUUGGGAAAAUACCUGCAGUUUGGGACUGACUGAUCCAAGAUUUAUAAUAUUCAGUUCAUAUUUAGUGAGAUUGAACCAUGUACUGGCAUUAGAAAUGAUUGGAAAUCAUUGCAGUGUUUUGAACUAUGGCUUUUUGUUUUCAAGACAGGGUUUCUCUGUGUAGCCUUGGCCGUCCUGGAACUCUACCCUGUACAUAUGGCUGGCCUCGAACUCAGAGAUCCACCUGCCUCUGCCUAUGGAGUGUGGAGAAUUAAAGGAGUAUGCCACCACCUCUCAGCUUGAACUAUGUUUUUAACUAAGCAUUAGAUUGAAACGAAAAGGACAUGCUGCAUAGACAUAGAUGAGAAGACCUGUAUUUUGAGUUUUUAAAAUACAACCCUUUCAGUACAGAGGCGUGUGUGUGUGUGUGUGUGUGUGUGUGUGUGUGUGUGUGUGUGUGUGUGUAGGACUCAGGAGGCUUGGUUUUAUAGCAGUUCAUACAGAAAUGUUCUCUUAAGGAAAUGGGAGUUCAUUUUUGAACCAGGAAUAUAUCAUAGCUAUUCACAAAGCUAAUGCAUUCCAUCUGUGGUGGUUGGUGUUUAAACAGCUCUGCAUGGUGAUUGGCCAGCCCACGCCUGAAUGGAGGGUUACAUUCAAUUGUAGCUACUAUAUUUUAAGGGAGACAUUAAUAUGUUGAAUGUGUCCACAGGCAGGUGACCAAGGUUGUGAAGACCGUGAUUAUAUAAGGAACGGGGGGGGGGGGGGGUGUCCUGCAGAACAAGGGGUACAGCUAAGAAGGGAGUACAGAGAAGUUGGGAAAUGAUGUAAUAGCUGCUACAAAGUUUCUGCUAAGCUCUAAAAAAGAAGAGUUAGAUUUGUUUUGCAUAACUUCAAAGACAAAAAAGAAAACGAUCGAACCCGAAGAGAACUUCACAGACGACAAAUGUUUGCUCAAUAUCAGAAUCUUCUAGUAAGAAGUGUUCUAAAGAAGAGUCAAGUAAGAUGUCCUGCUGUAGCAAAUGCCCAGAGGUUAACGAAGCCACCCAUCCCAGGCACUGUGGAAGAGACAGUCAUGUUGGAUUUGGCCAAGGUGGUAGGAAAGAGUUUUCCAAACAGUCUUCAUAGGAAUGAGGCUCUCUGGCUCCAGAUAACCUUCCCUCUGUGUUUUCGUGCUGUUGGAGGACAGUGGGAUCCUCGAAAACAUUGUCACGGAAUUCCAUGUCAUUUCCGCUGCUGAGCUAAAGGCCGUGAGAGUUCUCGGGUGUCCACGUGCUUGGAGGGUUGGCAAGAGGAACGAAGGUCCUCCCUAGCUCAGCCCUGGCAGGGCCCUGCCCGGCUGCUAGCGUAGCUCGCUCAGUACCUGUGUUGUCUUCUCUCCCACCCACUUGGCUAAUUCUCCUGGCCUUGGUGCUUCUCCUGGACUGUUUGGAAUUUUGUUGUUGUUUUGCCUUAAUGAAACCUUGGGGGAAAAAAAUCUCCCCACCCCAUGCCAUUUAUAUUUAGCAAGCAAAUUAUCACUAAUUUUUAAAAAUCUGCUACCUUGGCUCCAUCAAAUUCAUUUUGCCUCUGCUGUGCUUAGGGUCAUUAUGGAUUACAGGUAGGGAACUGAGGGGCAUCAUGAAAUGUAUUUUAGGGCUUACUAAUAACUACAUUAAAAACCAUAGUUGGACAAAUUAUCCUUUGGAUAGGCAGAAUUUGUGCAUGCCAUGGUGGACUUCAGUUUUUAUUUUUCUUGUGGUUACAAAAUAAAAAAAAAAAAUCCUAGUCUAUGUUAUCAAUAAUGUAAAAAAAGAGGAUGGCUUUUUCCAGUACAGUUAGAACAUGUUUGGUGUCACAUGGUAUCAAAAACCGUUUAUUUUUGAGUCCAGGGCUUGCAUACUCACUCUACUCGAGCAGACAAGAGGACUGGUAAUGUAGCGCAGUGGUGGAGAACUUGCCUGGCAUGCACAAGGCCCCGGGUUCAACCCCCAGUACCACAUAAACAAACAACAAAAAAGAGAGUGGGGGUGUUUUGAGGACACAUCACUGACACCCCACUUGUAGAUGCAGUGCUGGCUGUUCCUUAUCGAAAGUUAGCCCUUUGUCCCUGUUAGAUUGUCUGACUGUUUCUUGUUGCUGUCUGUUUCGCUCUCUGUGGGCUUCCCCCUCUGCUCACUCCCUCCCCACAGUUACGGUCCAGGCUUGUAUUCCUUCAUUUAAAAGAGUUCUUAUUUGAAGUGAGACUAAUUUCUGUCUAGGACCGUGGUUGGGAUCAGGAAUGUAUGUCCCUACAAGCGCUGUUCCUGAGAGAUGUGAUAUACACGAAGACGAAGAACCCAUCACUGCGGUUCAAAUGCCUGUCGCCAAGUGUGAGCUACAAUACGGCCCGGCCACCUUAAUUCCUUCCUUCCGAGUCAAACACACUCAUUAAAUGAAUGGAAGUUAUCGGCACUUUGACUCUGAGACUACUUAUCCUCUGCUUAGCAUCCAAUGCUCACAUGGUAGCUAGAAAGCAGCAUUUAUUUUCCAGAGGACUUAAAUAACUUUGGCUUGGCUUUUAUCCCUGCCGCCAGUGUCAACCAAGUGUCAGGACCGAGACACUUAACGUGUGGCUGAAUCUCACUCGCAGUGUCCCUUGUUCACACUGGGAAACAUUUCAGAGGUGGAGGGCGCAGGUGCUGCCCACAGUUAGCCUAUUGAUCCCUUUUUAUUGCUGCCAGUCAAACAGACCUGCGAGCCUCUGCCCUGCCCGUGAGAGUGACUAGUGGAAGACGCGUGCAUCUGAUGGAGCGUGCAGCCAGUCCUGCUGGGUCAGGGCCUUGUCCUCCUAACGGUAACCACUGACCAGUGCUACUGUGCACAUCACGUCCCCGCAUGAGAUGGGGGUCUGAGACGGGAAAGCUGAGGCUCACCAGGUGAAGUCAUGAUUUCAAAGCUGAUUUCUGUAUUUCUAUUUUAUCAUCAGUUUAGGGGUUAAAAAAAAAAAAAACCAGGAGAUUGAGGUGACUUCUAUUUUUCCUUAAAAAUCCUAGAAAUUAAUUAUUAUAAGGUCAUCCAACCUACUUUUAUAAAUUCUCUUGAUUAAAAAGUGGUAAAUUUAACUCUUUUGGUUUUUCGAGACAGGGUUUCUCUGUGUGACUCUGGCUGCCCUGGAACUCGGUAGACCAGGCUAGCCUUGAACUCAUAGAAAUUCUCCUGCCUCUGCCUCCCGAGUGCUGGAAUUAAAGGCCUAUGCCACCGUCACAAAUGUAACCCUUCUAAGAAUGUCUGAUUUAAAUUAAUCCUAUCAUAUCUGAAGUUGAGAUUGCGAUUAGAGUUUGAUAGAGAAUUCAAGAACAGAACUAACAAAAAAUUAACUAAAAAUGUGCCACCUGUCCAAUGAAUCUUGUGUUAACACUUUACUACCAAACAAUAACGGCAUUUUAUAUAGAUUAGUCAGUAUAUUCUCACUAUGAUUUCAAUGGAUGUCUGCUAAACAUGACCAGUGUCGAUUUACCAGUUCCCUCCACAUUAUCACAUUUUAAUUAUGCUCUUUCUAAAUGAGAUUGGCUUUGGCUAUUAACAUUCAUAAUUGUGUAUUAAGGGAAAUAAAAGUGAAGGAAGAUAUAGAAGGCAAUCUUAAGCAUAGGAACAAAUGCAUGUGUUAGUAAUAUUCCCGUGGUCACCUAAGCCAGAACAUGGAGGUUUUAUAUUCUGGUGUGCCUUAGACAAUUUGCUAAUGAAAGUCCAGUCCUGUGCUUUAAUAUCUUGCAAUUCCAAGCCCAUGAAGGUAAAAAGUUUUAAUAGUACUAUGUUCUGCAGAACCUGGAACGAUGCCAAUAAAAAUUGGAUGUAAUGAAAAGCUACUAGAGAACAGACUAAAGAAAAUAAUAAUUUCAGUAUGAAAAGAGUUGGGAACAGCAUUGGCCACCAAGAUUCAACACUACCUGACCUGGAGGCCAUCUCUUAAAGUAAGGAGCUAUAGGAAAGCAGGGCUGGACCACAGAGCUCUCCAGUGUUGCUCAGAUUGCAUCAAGUGCUCUGGUUAAGGGACUGUGUUUGCAGCCAGGCACAGUAGGACGCUGAAGCCUCUAGGUAGCCCUGCUCUGAUGGCUUUGUGAAGGGAAGAGUUGGGCUUUCUGUGACUGUGCAUAAGCAUGGGGAUGAUCAUUAUUGCUAAUUCACCUGUCAGUUUCCCAACUUGACUUCAGUUUCCAGAGACAAAAGAGAGAGGGCUGAAGUUCCGUUUCUUUGGUUAUUUUUUUUUCCCCAGCUGUGGUUUUAUGGGUUGUUUCACAGAAUAUCCUUUCCUGCCAUAUUUUGUUGAUAUUGUGUGUCUGUAUGAUUCUUUAUAUAUGCUUAAGAACCAAGAAUUUAAAAUAUGUAAGCUGGAGAGACCAGCUAGUUUAUCUUUUUCCUGCUCAAAUUCCUUCCCUUCCUUAUAUGCUUAGAUGACAGAAAUGCAGGAAAGCCCCCCAAUUCUCUGUUCUGUGGUUGACUUCAAAAUACCAGUUCAAUACAAAGGUCGAAAGGGCAGUCUCCCAAGUGGAUAUAUAGGGAUAUGAAUGCCAGGUAAAACAUAAGGAGGUCUACUCUCCAAGUAUUGAAGAUGUUAGGAUGUAAGAUGUUAAAAUUAUCUAUGAUUUAUAGAUACAGCCUUUUAUGUAGCUGGCUAUAGGACGGAGGGGAAAACAGAUGAAUCUGGAGCCAUCUGUAAUUAUAACAAAGUCAAAUGAGAGAAAACCGCCUGUUAAAAUGUACUUAAUUUUUUCUUAAUGUGGAUCAUUAUAAAAUAUCUUCUCUGUGGGGUAUGUUUGCAUGUGACUUCAGUUUCUUCUCUGGUUAUCCUUACUCAGAUAUAAUGGGUCAGUUCUAACUGGUUGGAUGGAAAUCCUAGCAUCCUCUCCUUCUUCAUUCCCAUGUUCCACCUGAGAUGAAACUCCAGUUCUCACUGUGGACACUACCCAUACUGUAACUGAAGCCUUAAGCACCAGCUUACGCUCACUUCUGAGUGCUUUUUGAUGGCCAUCCCAGUGAGACUCCACAGCAGCAGUUCUGUGAAUGCAGAUGGACAAGGAGCUCCCCCUGUUGGGUUUAAGGGUUUGCAAGAAUGGUGUGUGAGAAGGAUGAGGUGAAUCCCUUCCCUUACAGCCAGCAUUCUUUAUCGUUUAUGUUCACUUGCCAACAGAAACUGGAGAACCCUUUGCCAUUUUCAGAAGGCUAAUCGGGGUCAGUGUUUGAGAAAAGGAAAGACAGAGGAGCCUCCCCCCCUCCAUUUUUGUGAUGUCCAUGUGAAUUUCAGCGUGUCUGGGUAAUCGACCCCAAGAUCCAAUGAAUGACUUGACUGAUCUAAGGCUUGUGUUUCCCUUCUCUGUCACUUAUCCUCACUCAGUGUAACUUCUUGCACUAUUGUGGUUAAUUUUAUGUAAAACCAGUUAACUCUAAAAAGAAUGUGCCUAUGUAAUCGAGUCUACACACUGGCUAUUUCUGUAGAGGUGAUGUUUUGUUUUUGAUGUUUGUAUUUGCUGAAUAAUCUGUAAUGUCUUUUUUGAGCUAUGAAAAGGAAGUAUUAAUAAAAAAAAUUUAAGCAAA
This is a messenger RNA of Peromyscus leucopus (white-footed mouse), 9806 nucleotides long. RefSeq names its product stonin 2 (gene Ston2). Bases 304 to 2994 code for a protein of 896 amino acids. Lineage: Eukaryota; Metazoa; Chordata; Mammalia; Rodentia; Cricetidae. Gene Ontology annotation, biological process: synaptic vesicle endocytosis; clathrin-dependent endocytosis; regulation of endocytosis. Gene Ontology annotation, molecular function: clathrin-cargo adaptor activity. The transcript is spliced from 7 exons. The record is from RefSeq and is a predicted model, not a curated record. Gene Ontology annotation, cellular component: AP-2 adaptor complex; synaptic vesicle.